ACCUAAGGUAAAAAGGCUGUUUAAAAAUAUAUAGUAGCAGAGAGGAGAGAGCAUAUAGUAGAGUGUGGAAAGAAGGAAGCAAAAGGGGGAGAGAGAAAAGUAUGACAAGGAGAUGAAAGAAAUCAGACAACAACCUUCUUAGCCUCCUCCUCUCCACUAGCUUCUUCUCCCUUGCCAUGAGUUCCCUAGUAGACCAGGACUAGCAGGCAAGAGCAAGCAGCUGGAAGAGUAUUAGCAGCAUGCAGCUCUAGAGACGACAGGCACAGAGGAGGGGAGAGCUUCUUGUCGAUUCCUUUGUUGUUGUUUCAGAUCGAUUCCAAGCAGAUACUUACAUAAGUAUUGAGAGCUUCUUGCAGUGACGGGAAAUCAAGAAAAGAAAGCUGCUACUAGCCCAAGCCAAAGCUCUACAAGAAGGGAAAAGAUUCCCUUCUGUUCUUGAGUAGCUAGCUUCGCUCGAGGGUAAUUAAAUCUGAGAGCGGCCAUGGCAUCCAACUCAUCAGCGGCAGCUGUGGCGGCGUUGUUUGGAAUUAGGGAUGGCGACCAUGAGGACCAGAUUAAGCCGCUAUUUGCCCAGCAGCAGCAACACCACCACCACCAGCCACCUAUGGCGCCAUCCAACGCCGCGGCGGCGGCUUCUGCGGCAGGGUCGGCGGCCGGUCAAGCGGCCGUGGCGGCGCCACCAGCGAAGAAGAAGAGAACCUUACCAGACCCGGACGCGGAGGUGAUAGCGCUGUCGCCGAAGACGCUGCUGGCGACGAACCGGUUCGUGUGCGAGGUGUGCAACAAGGGGUUCCAGCGGGAGCAGAACCUGCAGCUGCACCGGCGCGGGCACAACCUGCCGUGGAAGCUGAAGCAGAAGAACCCGCUGCAGGCGCAGCGCCGCCGGGUGUACCUGUGCCCGGAGCCGACGUGCGUCCACCACGACCCCUCCCGCGCCCUCGGCGACCUCACCGGCAUCAAGAAGCACUUCUGCCGCAAGCACGGCGAGAAGAAGUGGAAGUGCGACAAGUGCUCCAAGCGCUACGCCGUCCAGUCCGACUGGAAGGCCCACUCCAAGAUCUGCGGCACCCGCGAGUACCGCUGCGACUGCGGCACCCUCUUCUCCCGGAGGGACAGCUUCAUCACCCACCGCGCCUUCUGCGACGCCCUCGCCCAGGAGAGCGCGCGGCUGCCACCCGCCGCCGCCGGCCACCUCUACGGCUCCGCCGGCGCCGCCAACAUGGCGCUCAGCCUCUCCCAGGUCGGCUCCCACCUCGCCUCCACCCUCCAGGACCACGGCCACCACCACCACCAUCACGGCGCCUCCCCGGACCUCCUCCGCUUCGGCGGCAGCGGCGGUGGCGCCAUGGCUGCACGCCUCGAGCACCUCCUGUCGUCGUCCAGCGCCUCCGCGUUCCGGCCCCUGCCGCCGCCGCAGCAGCAGCCUCCGGCGCCGUUCCUCCUCGGCGCGGCGCCGCAGGGGUUCGGCGACGGCGGCGACGGCAGUGGUCCGCACGGAUUCUUGCAGGGUAAGCCGUUCCAUGGCCUCAUGCAGCUCCCUGACCUCCAAGGGAAUGGCACCGGCGGGCCGUCGCCGUCGGGUCCGGGUCUCUACAACCUCGGCUACAUCGCCAACAGCGCGAACAGCUCGGGUACUUCCAGCCAUGGCCACGCGAGCCAGGGACAGAUGACGAACACCGACCAGUUCAGCGAAGGAGGGGGUGGUGGCGGCGGCGGCGGCGGUUCAGAGACAUCGGCGGCGGCGCUGUUCGGCGCCGGUGGGAACUUCUCCGGCGGCGACCACCACCAGGUUUCUCCUGCCGGGAUGUACGCGAAUGAUCAGGCCAUGAUGCUGCCGCAGAUGUCGGCGACCGCGCUGCUCCAGAAGGCGGCGCAGAUGGGCUCGAGCACGUCGAGCGCGAACGGCGCCGGCGCGUCCGUGUUCGGCGGCGGCUUCGCCGGCUCGUCGGCGCCGUCGUCCAUCCCGCACGGCCGCGGGACGACCAUGGUCGACCAGGGGCAGAUGCACCUCCAGAGCCUGAUGAACUCGCUCGCCGGCGGUGGCAACGCCGACCACCAGGGCAUGUUUGGGAGUGGCAGCAUGAUUGACCCGAGGCUGUACGACAUGGACCAGCACGAGGUGAAGUUCAGCCUGCAGCGCGGCGGCGGCGGCGGCGGCGACGGCGACGUGACGCGUGACUUCCUCGGCGUCGGCGGCGGCGGUUUCAUGAGGGGGAUGUCGAUGGCGAGAGGGGAGCACCAUGGCGGUGGCGGCAGCGACAUGCAUGGCACCUUGGAGGCCGAGAUGAAGUCGGCGUCGUCGUCCUUCAACGGAGGCAGGAUGCAAUGAUCUCUUAAGCAUAUAUACGUGGCACGUUGGCAUCAACAUGCAUGGCAGGAAUAAGUUGUUGAUUUGCAGGUUGCAAUACAAUGCUGUGACUUGUGACACAUGUGAUAGAUGUUUUUGCAUGCAUCCAUGCAAAAGGAUAAAGCCAGCUUUGAUGAUGAUACAAUCUUAGCGAGAGACAUGGUGAGCAGAAGAGCUUCUCCUAGACUCCUACUAAUGCAUGAUGAAGCUAGAUCAACAGGAAUCAUGAGACUUGAGCUGAAGUUAGGCGUUAUUACUGCAAUAUACUAUUCUGUUCCUGAUAGAUCUUAUUGCUAAAUUUCAUUUGAAAGAAUAGGUCUUGCUAAAUGUAAUUGGGUUAAUUGUACUGGAUCAGGGAUAACUGCAAUGAGACUGUAUUAUCUUCUUCUUUCUUUUCUGUCAGACGAAUUAUAGGUCUGUGGGGGAUAAUGAGACUUAAUUACCCUACUGAUCUUUUCUAUUUUUUGUCCUCUUUCAGUCAUUCAGUUAACCCUCUAGAGCAAAAAUAUUGUUCUUGCAAUUAAUGCAGUUAAUCAUGAUAUAUA
Messenger RNA from Oryza sativa Japonica Group (Japanese rice), 2892 nucleotides. RefSeq names its product zinc finger protein GAI-ASSOCIATED FACTOR 1. Lineage: Eukaryota; Viridiplantae; Streptophyta; Magnoliopsida; Poales; Poaceae. The record is from RefSeq and is a predicted model, not a curated record. Gene Ontology annotation, cellular component: nucleus. Gene Ontology annotation, molecular function: DNA-binding transcription factor activity.